AAAUCAACCACUUUUUUGGUAUUUAUAUAUGCACACGAACUCUAGUCAUUUGAGUUCAGAGGCUCAGAAGUACUAGCAAACAUCAGAGGUUCAGAACUUUAGAAAUGGAUGAUGGGAUGUCAGGCUUUUGUCUUAAGCCACGCGGCGGUGGCGGUGGAGGCUGUGGUAAUAAGUGUGGGCGGUGGAAUCCGACGACUGAACAGGUCAGAGUUCUGACUGACCUGUUCAGGUCUGGUCUCAGAACCCCGAGCACUGACCAGAUUCAAAAGAUAUCGUCCCAGCUGAGCUUUUAUGGGAAGAUCGAGAGCAAGAACGUUUUUUACUGGUUUCAGAAUCAUAAAGCUAGGGAGAGGCAGAAGCGUCGCAGAGUUUCAGUUGCUGAUCAUCAACAUCAUGAGAUCCAUUAUCGCGAAGAUCACAAGUUUUCCUCUACUAAAUAUUUUGGAGAGGUAAGCCAAGUGGUGGAGCCUGAAAGAGUGAUUGAGACGUUGGAGUUGUUUCCAUUGAACUCAUUCAAUGAAUGCAAGGAGCUGGCUAACCCCUGCUUCUCGUACAACAUUGGGAUUGGGGCUAACUAUCAAUUCAGGGAUCAUCCUCCUUUGGAUUUGCGUUUAAGCUUCCUAUAAAUUUACUGGCCUUCAAAGCUGAGAAAUUUUCAAUUUCCAUGAAUAUUACUAGUAGUUGUGAACUUGUGGUGAUUCCAAGAGCUAGCUUUGAAGUUUAGCAGGAAAAAGAAAGAAAGAGAGAAAGAAAAGUUUGAGAAAAUUGUUGUAAAAUAUUGCACGUAGCUAGGUCUAGAAAUUGAACAAGUACUG
Rhododendron vialii is the source of this 815-nucleotide messenger RNA. Its product is annotated as WUSCHEL-related homeobox 7-like. Gene Ontology annotation, molecular function: DNA binding; DNA-binding transcription factor activity. Gene Ontology annotation, biological process: plant organ development. The record is from RefSeq and is a predicted model, not a curated record. Lineage: Eukaryota; Viridiplantae; Streptophyta; Magnoliopsida; Ericales; Ericaceae. The transcript is spliced from 2 exons. The coding region runs from base 105 to 626 and encodes 173 amino acids.